Molecule: messenger RNA, 1673 nt
Organism: Vicia villosa (hairy vetch)
Lineage: Eukaryota; Viridiplantae; Streptophyta; Magnoliopsida; Fabales; Fabaceae
Product: UDP-glycosyltransferase 71K2-like
Exons: 1
Coding region: 5-1477 (490 amino acids)
Molecular function (GO): UDP-glycosyltransferase activity
Source: RefSeq, a predicted model, not a curated record
UAAAAUGACCACGAAUGAUAGUACUAUAGUGAGACAUAAAUCAUUAUUUCUACACCAACUAAAGAGAGUUCUACAUCACACAGAAAAUACAGAAAAAAUGACUGUAAAUGAGAUGAAGAAAAAAUCAGAACUAAUCUUCAUUCCUGCGCCAGGGAUUGGCCACUUAGUUUCUUCACUUGAGUUUGCAAAGCUCUUAAUCAAUACUCAUACCAAUCUUUCCAUCACAGUUCUAUGCAUCAAAUUCCCAGGCAUUCUCAUUUCAGAUUCAUACAUCAAAGCAGCUUUAGCCUCAGAGCCACAAAUCCAACUCAUUGAUCUUCCUGAAGUUCAACCGCCUCCAGAAGAACUACUCAAAUCCCCGGAGUUCUUCAUCUUGACUGUCAUGGAAAGUCUCAUACCUCAUGUCAAAGCUGUUAUACAGACCAUUUUAUCAGACAAAAUUGUUGGGUUAGUCCUAGAUUACUUCUGUGUUUCAAUGAUUGAUGUUGGAAAUGAACUUGGAAUACCUUCUUAUUUGUUUCUAACAUCAAGUGUUGGAUUUUUAACUCUCAUGCUUUCGCUUCAAAACCGCCGAAUCGAAGAUGUUUUCGAUGAUUCCGACCCGGAUCAUCAAUUCUUGAUUCAUGGUCUCUCAAUUCCAGUACCUUGUAAGGUCUUACCUGAAGCUUUUUUUAACAAACAUGGUGGAUAUGUUGCUUAUUAUACAUUUGCUGAGAGGAUUAGAGACACCAAAGGGAUUAUAGUUAAUACUUUUUCAGAAUUGGAACGAUAUUCCAUUGAUGCAUUAUCUAAUAAUGAAAAAACUCCUCCUAUUUAUGCUGUUGGUCCUUUGCUUGAUCUCAAAGGUAACCCUAACCCUAGUUUAGAUAAAGCUCAGCAUAAUAUGAUAUUGAAAUGGCUAGAUGAACAGCCAAAUAAAUCUGUUGUUUUUCUAUGUUUUGGAAGCUUGGGAGUUAGCUUUGUUCCAUCUCAAAUUAGAGAAAUAGCAUUAGGACUUAAGAAUAGUGGAGUUAGGUUUUUAUGGUCUGUCAAGUCUCCACCAGAAGGGUUUUUAGAAUGGAUGGAAUUGGAAGGUAAGGGAAUGACAUGUGAAUGGGCACCACAAGUUGAGAUAUUGGGACAUAAGGCUAUAGGUGGAUUUGUUUCACAUUGUGGAUGGAAUUCUAUUUUGGAAAGUUUGUGGUUUGGGGUUCCAAUAUUGACAUGGCCUAUUUAUGCAGAACAGCAGCUUAAUGCUUUUAGGAUGGUGAAAGAAUGGGGUGUAGCUGUGGAGUUAAGAGUGGAUUAUAGAAGGGGUAGGGAUAAUGUGGUGGCUGAAGAGAUUGAGAAAGGGUUGAAGAAUUUGAUGGAUAAAGAUAACAUUGUGCACAAGAAGGUUCAAGAGAUGAAAGAGAAGGCUAGGAAUGCUGUUGCAAGUGGUGGAUCUUCUUUCAUUUCUGUUGGAAAACUUAUUGAUAAUAUUAUAGGAAGUAAUUGAUAAACUUUUGUUUCAUUAUAGUUGGAAUUUUCUUUCUUGGAAUCAUAAGAAGGAAUACGUCAUUUUAUAUGUUAGUAUGCAUAUUCUACUUUUAAAAAUGUUGAAUGAAUGGACAUAAGUUGAAUGUGCAAAUAAUUGCUGUUUGUGUAUCACAAACAAUUGCUGUAUAUUGUAUCAUAACAUUGCAAUUGGUUAA